AUGGCCCGUGUGGUAUAGCCCGUGACUCAAGCACAGGUACACUUUAUAUAGCCGAUACAUACAAUCAUCGAAUAAUGCAAUAUCUUUUGAAUGCUUCUUCGGGUACAGUAGUUGCUGGUGGAAAUGGUGCAGGACCUGGUAUUACACAACUGGCGUAUCCAUAUGGUUUUACUUUUGAUUCGUCCUCAAAUAGUCUUUUAAUUGCUAAUGCUCAAACCAAUAAUAUUGUCCGUUGGGUGUUAGGUGCAAGUAGCUGGACACUCGUCAUUGGCAGUCCUACUGGAUCAAGUGGUAGCACAUCGACACUUAUCAAUCAACCGAUCGGCAUCACAUUAGAUCCAAUAGGCAAUAUCUAUGUAGUUGAUUCAGACAAUCAUCGCAUUCAGUUCUUCGUUGCAGGCCAAUCGAACGGCACAACAAUCGCUGGCGUUACAGGUUCACCUGGCACGAGCCAGAAUCAAUUAAAUUAUCCCUGUUGGGUAAUAGUUGAUAAUCAACUGAAUUUAUAUGUAUCCGAUACUUCUAACAAUCGGGUUCAAUUUUUUUCACAUUCAUAA
Messenger RNA from Adineta steineri, 557 nucleotides. NCBI's taxonomy places the organism in Eukaryota, Metazoa, Rotifera, Eurotatoria, Adinetida, Adinetidae. The record is from the annotation of a GenBank genome assembly.